AUGAUACUUGUUGUUUGGAUCGGUGUUGUUAUCAUCAUAUGGCUUCUGUUCAAAAUUUUUAAUUCAACGGAUGUUCCAAAAAUUAAUGGUCUUCCAGAAGCUUCAGGUUGGCCUAUUUUUGGAAGUUUAUUUGAAUUAGGAGAUAAUCAUUCUCUUGCUCUAUUGAAAUUGGCUAAAAGGCUUGGUCUUGUCUUUCAAAUUCGUAUGGGAAAUAAACGCAUUGUUGUUGCAAAUUCAUACGACUCUAUUAGAGAAUUAUGGAUCAGAAAUCAAUCUUUAUUGAUUAGUCGACCAAUGUUAUAUACAUUUCACACUGUUGUUAGUAGUAGUCAAGGUUUUACAAUUGGAACAUCUCCUUGGGAUGAAUCAUGUAAACGACGUCGUAAAGCAGCUGCAACAGCGUUGAAUAAACCUGCUGUGCAAUCGUACAUGCCAAUUAUUGAUGCCGAAUCAUAUUCUGCAAUCAAUGAAAUUUUAAAAGAAUGUGAAGAUGGACAACUAGAUAUUGAUGUCAUUCCUCAUCUUCAACGAUUUGCUCUUAAUACAUCACUUAUGCUUAAUUAUGGUACACGUUUUUCUUCAUCAUUUGAUAAACUGCUAAAAGAAAUUGUUGAAGUUGAAGCAGCAAUUUCACGAUUUCGAUCUACAUCGGAUAAUUGGCAAGAUUAUGUUCCACUUCUUCGACUUUUUUCUGCUAAGUCUAAUCAAGCUGAUUCUUAUCGACUCCGUCGUGAUCACUAUCUUGAAAUUCUCUUAGACGGUUUAAAGAAAGAUAUUGCUAAUGGUACAGAAAAACCAUGUAUCACCGGUAAUAUUCUGAAAGAUCCUUCAGCCAAAUUGAAUGACAUUGAAAUUAAAAGUAUCUGUUUAACAAUGGUGAGUGCUGGCCUGGACACAGUUCCUGCAAAUAUUAUUUUUGGUAUAAGUUAUCUCUCAUCAGCACAUGGCCAAGAAAUUCAAGAACGUGCAUAUCAAGAAAUUCAAGAUGUUUAUCCUGAUGGUGAUGCAUGGGAAAAGUGUUUAGUCGAAGAACGAGUUCCAUAUGUAACUGCUCUUUACAAAGAAAUUCUUCGUUAUUACACAGUUAUUCCAAUGAGUCUUCCUCGACGAAGUAUCAGUGAUAUUAGUUAUAAUGGAGUGAUUAUUCCUGCUGGAACAUUAUUUUAUAUGAAUGCAUUUGCUGGUGAUUAUGAUGAAAAUCAUUUUAUAGAUCCUUAUACUUUCAAUCCUGAACGAUAUUUAGGUGAUGUUGAUGGUACACCGCAUUUUGCUUAUGGAGCUGGAAGUAGAAUGUGUGCUGGGUCUCAUCUGGCCAAUCGAGAACUUUUUACAUUCUUUAUUCGACUUAUUUCAGCAUUUCGAAUUCUUGAACCUAAUGAUUCAAAAUACGCUGCCAUAGUAGAUGCAAUGGAAGCCACCAAAUGUCAUACAAGUCUUGUUGCAGAACCGAAGUCGUUUAAAUGUCGUUUUGAACCAAGAAAUAGAAAACUGCUCGAAUCAUGGUUAGAAACAAGUAGACAACGAGCAGAGAAUGAUGAAUAUUCAAUAAGAGACUAA
Rotaria sp. Silwood2 is the source of this 1557-nucleotide messenger RNA. The record is from the annotation of a GenBank genome assembly. Lineage: Eukaryota; Metazoa; Rotifera; Eurotatoria; Philodinida; Philodinidae.